Messenger RNA from Solea solea (common sole), 1719 nucleotides. Its product is annotated as sodium- and chloride-dependent creatine transporter 1-like. The transcript has 4 exons. Lineage: Eukaryota; Metazoa; Chordata; Actinopteri; Pleuronectiformes; Soleidae. Gene Ontology annotation, biological process: sodium ion transmembrane transport. The record is from RefSeq and is a predicted model, not a curated record. The coding region runs from base 42 to 434 and encodes 130 amino acids. Gene Ontology annotation, cellular component: membrane.
AGUGUGUGAUCGUGGCCUGGGUCUAUGGUGCUGACCGUUACAUGGACGACAUCGCUGGUAUGAUCGGGUAUCGUCCGUUCUUCUGGGUCAAGUGGUGCUGGUUGUUUGUGACUCCAUGUGUGUGUAUGAGCAUUUUCCUGUUUCAUCUGAUCACCUACAAACGUCUGACGUACAACAACGUGUACGUGUAUCCGUGGUGGGGCGAGGUGAUCGGCUGGUUACUGGCGCUGUCGUCCAUGCUCUGUAUUCCCCUCACUUUCAUCUACAAACUCUUCAGAGCCAAAGGCUCCUUCGCUGAGCGCUGGUCUUACCUGACCACACCAGUGUGGGGCGCUCAUCACCUGGAGUACAUGGCCACGCCCCUGACGCCAGGCAUCGACCAAUUGCAGAGCUCCAUCUCCAGCCGCCUCGCCCACAACAUGUCGCCGCCAUGACCUCGACCUACAGUCGACCGGUCAUCACCAUGGAGAUGAGAACAACAACAAAACCGAUCAAUGAAGCAGCUGAUCAAUGACCAAUGAUCUCACACUUACACACAGUUUAGGCCGACGCCCACAGACUGUUCUUCUGUCAUGUGAUCAGAGUGAAAAAGAUGUCACUUCAAAUCAGUCUGAUGAUGAAUGUUGAUCCAAUUUUAUCUGAUCUGAUUGAACCUGAUCUAAUCUAAUCUAAUCUAAUCUAAUCUAAUCUAAUCUAAUCUAAUCUAAUUUAAUUUAAUUUAAUUUAAUUUAAUUUAAUUUAAUUUAAUUUAAUUCUUCAUCCUCUCAUUAACGUGUGAUAUUGUGAAUUAUGCGUAUGACGACGUGCAGAUGAGCAAAAGUCUGGAGUCAGUGUUGGAUCAGAAAAACUUUAAAUCUUCAUAUUCUAAUGUAAAUGUUACACAAACAUAACCGGGAAGACAACAUACAAUAGUUACAGCCUGGUAGCAAUGUGAAAAAAGACCACUAGGGGUCUCCAUGUGUGAACGUAUGAGCGUAUUCAUGUUCACAUAAACAGAUGUUCACUGAUCCUUACUAAAUGCUCACUAAUGUUAAACUAAUGUUCACUAAUGUGUAAAAUUGUGUAUUUUAUGCCACUUCAUAGAUUAACCUAAUUUUUGUUGCUGAAAGUGAACUUUGACCUUUGAUUACUCCAAAAAUAGACGAAUCCGGCGAGCCAGCGGUGGCUAGGGUUAGCACGUCGUCUGUCACUCUCUGCUGUGCUGCUCUGUUCUGCACUGUGGUCACGGUCACUUCUCCAAACCUGUGCCUGCUGCAGAGGUCUGGAUAUUAAUUCAAAUAUUUGGCCUACUUAGUAGCAAAUUAGGAUUUUAAAAGUAACUCAGCAGAUGACAAUGUAAUGUAAAAUUACAAACUUAAGGGAAACACUCCCAAAAGUACUCGUACAAUGAAUUACAGUAAUGUGAGUAGCUGAACUACUUGAUGUUUACAUUGUGGUCAUUAGGUUGUGCUAGUUAGAGCAACUUAGGUCAAUACAUCAGUGAACAUUGCUGAACAUCAGUGACAUUAGUGAAUAUUGGUGAACAUUAGUGAACAUCAGUGAACAUUAGUUAACAUCACACAUACGGAGAGAGAGAGGGAAGGAAGAAACAAGGUUAAUGACACAUAAUAAAGUCAUAUUCAUACCCUGAGUGUGAGAGAGUGAAUGUGCGUGCACCACAGAAACAUCCCCCAGCAGUCUAGGUCUUUAGCAGCAUAACUAAGAGAUGGUCCAGGUUUC